AUGACGUCGUACGCCGAGCUCCUCGCCGCGUGCACGGAGUUUCAGGAGAAUUUUGCCAGUCUCAACGGGAAGUACAACGCCGCGGCGCAGGAGCUGCAGAACGCGCGGGCUGCGAAUGAGCGGCUGUCGAAGCAGCUUACGGUGAUGCGGGAGGGUGAGGACAGACUUCAGGGGACCAUUCGUGAGCUCAAGCAGGAGCUGCAGGAGGCGCGGGCAUACAAGGACCGCUACCUCGCCGCGAACGUCUCGGUGGAGCACCUCAAGGGGCGGCUGGAGAACGCCCGCCGCGCCAUGGCGGACAAGAUGCUGGAGCAUGAGCAGCAGGUGGAGCAGCUGCGAGGGCAAAUACGGGACUUGCUGCAGCGUGUGAGCGUCUUCACCGACGCCCAGGCGACGCAGCAGCUGAAGAAGCAGGUAGUGGAGCUGCAGGAGCGAUGCGCCGAGCAAAACGGACACCUGCUUGAGGAGAAGGAGCGCGGUAGCCAGCAGCUGCUCACGGCCCACACUGCCCUGCGUGAGCAGCAGGCCCGUGGCCUCGAACUUGAGCAGCGCUGCCGCACAUUAGAGGCGGAGAUCACGCAGAUGCGCUCCGUCGUGCGGCGCUCAGCGGACCUGCAGAACGAGGCCGCGGUUGCCAAGGAGAAGAGUGCCUCAGAGGCGCGGCGCGCCGUCAUGCAGGCGGAGUCUAUUGCCACCGAGCUCCGCGAGACGCAGGCUAGGCUCAGCGCGGCUGCCGCAGUGCACGUGGAGGAGCUGGAGGCGGCGAAGGCCGCUGCAGACGCGGAGGCGUCGCAGCUGCUCGAGCGCGUUAGUCAACUCUCCGCCGCUGUGGAUGACGCCGUCGCGGCACGGACGGCGGAGCAGGAGCGGUACGCGGCGCUGCAGCGCUCUGUCCACGAGCGGGCCGAGAUGGCGCGUGCCGAGGCGCGGCUGGAGGUGGCGGCGCUGCAGAAGUCACUUUCCGAGGCCCGCGCGGAGGCGCAGCAGACUGCGUGGCGCUUAGAACAGACACAGAUGGAGCUAGAGGAGAGCCGACUGCGCAGUGCGGCAGCGUGA
This is a messenger RNA of Trypanosoma rangeli, 1056 nucleotides long. RefSeq names its product golgi familyn subfamily A member 1. The record is from RefSeq and is a predicted model, not a curated record. The transcript has a single exon. Bases 1 to 1056 code for a protein of 351 amino acids. Lineage: Eukaryota; Euglenozoa; Kinetoplastea; Trypanosomatida; Trypanosomatidae.